Strongylocentrotus purpuratus (purple sea urchin) is the source of this 2889-nucleotide messenger RNA. RefSeq lists its product as uncharacterized. The record is from RefSeq and is a predicted model, not a curated record. Lineage: Eukaryota; Metazoa; Echinodermata; Echinoidea; Camarodonta; Strongylocentrotidae. Bases 137 to 2371 code for a protein of 744 amino acids. The transcript has 11 exons. Gene Ontology annotation, molecular function: protein binding.
AUGGGGAACUCCCCCACCAGACCAUGCGUAUGCGUUGCAUGCGCAUGCAUGUGUGUGUACAUUUUUUUGUCUCUGGUUCGAUGUUUGUCAUUUUCAAGUUAGGAUUCAACCUGAAUUUAGCAAGGCCUUUCACGCCAUGGAGAACAUUCCGUCCACGUCAUCUUCGUCAAGUGAUGAUAUACACGAGGCAGAGGCUUGGAAAAGCUGCUUCAGGAAUUAUCUCAUCAAGCAUCAACUUCAAGAUCAAGAGGCAGCUUCAGUCGUUCAGAAUUUGACAGAGUUGAUACAACGGCCACUAGCACUAUCGGUGGCCGAGCCAGGUGCCGGGGCCCUGGCGCCUGGCGGCACUUCGUCAGCGAGCGGCACACUUGCUCCAGCAAAUACGAGGGAGUACCUCAAUGGACUGUGGAAUAAAGGCAUGACAAAUUCAAAGACGGGUGAGGCCAAACGACUUAUGACGGAAGCUGUAGCUGUGACCAAGAUGAAGUACAGUCAAAUUAAGAAUUUCAUAGACAACAGAAGGAGAAAAGAAGUCAAGGCCACACAGGACAAAAUCUCAAAAACAGGCAACAGGAGGCUCUAUGACAUUUUCAUGUCUCAAGAGCUUAACAAAUACUGUGACGACAAUUAUCUGGGAAAAGAAGAGAAACUGAAGCUUGCACAUGACUCCUGGAAGGAGUUAAGAAAUGACCCCACCACCUUGGCCAAGCUAAAGAGCUUAAAGGAAGAGGGAGCAAAGGAGGCAACAGAUCAACCUUCAGUUUACAACUCCAAGGCAACAAAGCUGCUAAUGCGCAAAUGGGUCAAAGACAUUGAUAACAAAUGCAAGGCAAUGAAUGAGCUGGGGUACGAGUCCCUCUUUCUUGCAGUACACAGAACGGAGGACGCCUAUAAUCAAACAGGAACGGAACAAGCUCUGGUUGUAGCACACCAAAAAAGGUUAAUCUCUUCAUUGGGUUCUGCGGCGAUACAAGAAGAAACAACCUCAAGAUCACUUGAGUCGCUGAGUGAUGAGGUUCUCCGGAGUAGAGUUCAGGCUCAUUUCAAUACAGCAUACAUGAAAUGCCUGGGUAAGCCGAGGACAGGGUAUGACAGAAUUGGUGCGGGGGAGGUGAGAGUUACUGGGAUGCCACCAGGAAUUCCCUUCCGCAGACCCGGUACAUACGGGAGAAAAACCAAAAUCAGAAUACUUCAAGAGGCUGCUAAUAUCAAGUUUUCAGUUGUCAGCGAGGAAGAGGGAGACAUAGCAGAAGCAGAGGUUCAGGAUUCUGAAGAUGCUCUUCCUGUUCCAGGGGAAAGGCCCAGGAGGCAAACGAAAAGGAAGAGGCAAAAUGCAGGGAAAAUGCAGAUGAAAAGCCGUAGAGAACAUGACAAAACAGAUUCUCCGCGACAGCAGGGAACUCUGGCCCUAGAGAGGAGAGCAGAUGUGACUGAAAGUGCAACCAGGGGUGCGAGAGGCGGAGCAAUGGGUGGGGCCAAGAACAGGGCUGCUGCAACAUUAUCACCCACUCCCAACGCAUCCAGCCCCCAACAAAUGUCCACAGUCCAAGAACCUAUUGCGGAGAUCUCAACCAUUCAUGACGACACUUCGCAUUCGACUACCAUAUUAAAAAACAGUGAUCGCCGCAAUCCGGAUAUUCAUCGACAAUCCGACAUCGAAUUCGUAGGAGCGGAGAUGCAGAGUGGUUUUGGUUCAACCAUGUCCUCUGUCUUGGAAAGUGCAGAGAAUUAUCAAAAAUUGGGAAAAGGGUGUAUGCGCCGAUGCAGCAGAAGCAAUUUGCGACAUUCACAGUCCGUCUCAGAUGUCAGGUCAUUAUCGGAUUCUGAAAUGACACAGCAUGAUCAGAUAGAAAGCAAUGGGAGAAUGAUAGGGUUCCUUAUGGAUGACGUGAAACAUUCCAAAGCAAGAUUUGAGGCACUAGAGAAGAGGCAGGUAGCUGGUUGCCGCCACAACAGACAAUCAACUUCAACUCAUUUUAUACCUUACGACUCUGAGAAGAAACAGGGACGAUCAUUUUUCAUCCUUCCAACCACAGACCUCAAACUGCAAGCCGAGCUCUUCCUAAUCGGAAUCGGCAGUGGAAGCGGGACACAUCUCUCUUUGAAAGUUACAGCAGACGCGGGCUACCCAAGUGAAGCUGGACAGCUCCCAUCACAAUGCCGAUUUGAGAUCCGUAUUCAUAACUUUGAUGAUGAAGAAGAAACCAGGAUGAAAUCUAAGAAUUCCGAAGAAAAUGGCGGCUCACACAUCGUGGAGUUUCCGAAGGUGAUCGAAAAGGAUGUGGUGGAGAACGAAGCACUAGGCUUCAAGAAAAAUGGCAUGCUCAAAAUCACCCUCAUUGUAUCUUGGGAUGAGGUUAUUGAUCAAUAGAAUCGUACGAUAAUCAACAAAGAAGUGCUUCUUAUUAUACAUCAUGUUCGGAGCCAGAAGGGUUUUAACUCUGUGUUAUGGUAUAUGAGUUACUGCCCUUCUGGCUCCUAACAGACUAUCCUGAUAGCUACUAUAAACAGAUGAUAUAUUAUAUAAACCAGGACUUCAACAAACUAUCCUGAUAGCUACUAAAAUACAGACAUACUAUUAAUACUUUGGUCAAAUAAGAAGACAUGAGUUUAUUGAAAGAUAUGUUCACAGUGAAGGCUUGGUCUUACCAAAUAAGAUGCCAUAAAGGUUAAUAAUAGGCUGUAGAAGACACUUAAGGAGAAAAGUCAACCAACUGAAGACAAAACAUAUAGACCUGAAGCGAAAUAACACAGCAAGUGUGCAAACGAACUGAAAAGAACAGAGUAAGGAGACAUUUUGCAAACAACUUUUAUAUUGGUGUGAUUUUAUUUAAAAGAGUGUAAAGUAAUUCAAUUCAAUUCAAUUCAAUUCAGUUUCGGUUUAUUAAU